CCGACGAGAGAGUCCGCGGAAAGGAGUGGCCGAGGCUCGCCGGGGAAGACGACGACGACACGAGGCCGCCAGAUCAUCGCCCCGAGCGCGGAACUAUCUCCGUCCCUUUCACCAACCGGCCGGACGGGAUGCACGGCGCGGGAAAGGGGGGACUCCCCUCCGUCCCUCGCCAACGUCGGCUCGUCGGCCCGCAACCCGACGAGCGAGAGCCGGAGCCGUCGCCGUCGCCCUCCGCGUCCGCACCCGACACGGUGCGCCGAACGUGGCGCCCCACUUGUGGCGCUCCCUCGCUCGCCGCUGCCUACUUAGCCACCAGCUCCGCGCCGCUGAAGGGCUGAAUCGAAGCGGCAGUGAUGAUGAGGCCCAGACCCUUCGGUUCCGGUGUGGCGUCGGCGGCCGCGGCCGAGGUUUCGGUGGGCGCGGGAUGCCGCGGCGGCUGGGCGUGGAGGCCCAGGCCGAGGGCGCGGCCGGGGCAGCGCGUGAGGGUCAGGGGGGAGCCUGCCCCCCACGCGGCCGCGGCGGCGAGCGCCGUGCACGCGGAGCCCCACCACGGCGAGCGGUUCCGCCCGUUCGGGCUGCCCCGCGCGGGAUUCGGGUCGGACCUGGAGGCGGGCAUCGAGAAGGUCAUCUACGCCUGCCGCUUCAUGGCCUUCCUCGGCAUCGCCGGAUCUCUCGCCGGAUCUGUCCUCUGCUUCCUCAAGGGCUGCACUUUUGUGAUGGACGCCUUCGUGGAAUACUACUUGCGCGGUGAUGCGAAGGUCGUGCUCAUGCUGAUUGAAGCCAUUGAUAUGUAUCUCAUCGGCACGGUCAUGUUUGUCUUUGGGACGGGCCUGUACGAGCUGUUCAUCAGUAACAUGGACAUCGCAAAACAGUCCCAUGACCGCUCCAGCCUCUUUGGCUUGUUCAAGCUUCCGGAACGGCCCAAGUGGCUGGAAAUCCGCUCGGUGAGCGACCUCAAGACAAAGCUGGGUCAUGUAAUCGUCCUGGUUCUGCUGGUUGGCAUCUCCGAGAAGAGCAAGAGGGUGACUAUCACGUCGUGUACUGACCUCUUCUGCUUCGCUGGAUCUAUCUUCCUCUCUUCAGGUUGCCUCUACCUACUAUCCAAGCUCGGUAGCACCAAAGGAGGGAGUCAUGCCUGAAACAGAAAAUCUUCUUCAUAAGAGAUAGAUCUGUUGUGUGUCCUUUCGGCACUUCAGGUUGUGUAUGCCUCAUGUACUGCUUGUAUGGAUUGACAUUAGGCACUAUAUAGUGGUAUAUAUAGUGAUGUACAUCGUCUGAUAUUGUAACUUGCUGCUAGAUGGUGUCCAUGAUCAAUUACAGAUAUGUUGUGCCAUGAA
Molecule: messenger RNA, 1337 nt
Organism: Aegilops tauschii subsp. strangulata
Lineage: Eukaryota; Viridiplantae; Streptophyta; Magnoliopsida; Poales; Poaceae
Source: RefSeq, a predicted model, not a curated record